UCUGACGCUCCGCGCUCUCCCCAAAAUUCUAUCAUCGCGAAUGGGCAGCGAAAAAUCGGCGAGCGUUUUCUCAGCGAUUUCAGUCGCUUUCAGAAGCAAAUCAGCAGCCAGCCAGCUCUCAUCUGGAUUUAAAUUUCAGCAGUUCAGUAAAAGUACUUGUGCCAGCAACGAGAUGACCAUUAAAGCGAUCAAGGCCCGUCAGAUCUACGACUCCCGUGGCAACCCCACCGUGGAGGUCGACCUGACCACCGACCUGGGACUGUUCCGUGCGGCCGUGCCCUCUGGUGCCUCCACCGGCGUCCACGAGGCUCUGGAGCUGCGCGACAACGACAAGGCCAACUACCACGGCAAGUCGGUGCUGAAGGCUGUGGGCCAUGUCAACGACACGCUGGGACCCGAGCUGAUCAAGGCCAAUCUGGAUGUGGUCGACCAGGCCGCGAUCGACAACUUCAUGCUGAAGCUGGACGGCACCGAGAACAAGAGCAAGUUCGGAGCCAAUGCCAUUCUGGGUGUUUCGCUGGCCGUGGCCAAGGCCGGUGCUGCCAAGAAGAGUGUGCCGCUGUACAAACACAUUGCCGAUCUGGCUGGCAACAAGGAGAUCAUCCUGCCGGUGCCCGCCUUCAAUGUGAUCAACGGCGGCAGCCAUGCCGGCAACAAGCUGGCCAUGCAGGAGUUCAUGAUCCUGCCCACCGGCGCCACCACCUUCACCGAGGCCAUGAAGAUGGGCUCCGAGGUGUACCACCACCUGAAGAACGUGAUCAAGGCCAAGUUCGGCCUGGACGCCACCGCCGUGGGCGAUGAGGGUGGCUUCGCCCCCAACAUCCAGUCGAACAAGGAGGCCCUCUGCCUGAUCACCGAUGCCAUUGCCAAGGCCGGCUACACCGGCAAGAUCGAGAUCGGCAUGGACGUGGCUGCCUCCGAGUUCUACAAGGAUGGCCAGUACGAUCUGGACUUUAAGAACGAGAAGAGCGACAAGUCGCAGUGGCUGCCGGCCGACAAGCUGGCCAACUUGUACCAGGAGUUCAUCAAGGACUUCCCCAUUGUCUCCAUCGAGGAUCCCUUCGAUCAGGACCACUGGGAGGCCUGGACCAACCUGACCGGCUCCACCACCAUCCAGAUUGUGGGCGACGAUCUGACGGUGACCAAUCCCAAGCGCAUUGCCACCGCCGUGGAGAAGAAGGCCUGCAACUGCCUGCUGCUGAAGGUCAACCAGAUCGGCACCGUCACCGAGUCGAUUGCCGCCCAUCUGCUGGCCAAGAAGAACGGCUGGGGCACCAUGGUCUCCCACCGUUCCGGCGAGACCGAGGACUCGUUCAUCGGCGACCUGGUCGUGGGUCUGUCCACUGGCCAGAUCAAGACCGGUGCUCCGUGCCGCUCGGAGCGUCUGGCCAAGUACAACCAGAUCCUGCGCAUCGAGGAGGAGAUCGGCGCCGGCGUCAAGUUCGCCGGCAAGUCCUUCCGGAAGCCGCAGUAAGCGCAGCAGGGACACUUCUAAAUUCCAACCACACCACCAGCCAACCCCCAACCAUCUGAUUUGAGAUCUGGAUCUUGGAGAGGAGAGAGAUUGGAGCUGGACGAGGAGGAAGAUCCAAAAAUAAAAAAAAAAACAAAGGAGGCGGCGGUGCACGUGUUCGUCAACAACCCUUUACUUUCGGAACUUGUGUCUGGCGCACAAACGAAUCAGAUUUAAAUUACCAAAAACCGUUUGCUGUCUCUAUGCUUCGUAAUUAGACAUUAUUAUUAAUGUUAAACCAUGAUCUAAUCAUUAUUUAUAAAACACGAAAAAAAAAAAACAAACUUCAACAGCUUGGAAUAUCUUUAAUGUUGUCGCUGUAAUUGUUUUGAAAUUAUAUAUUGAUCUACACAUAACCAACAAAACAAAAGACACAGUUACACACACAGUUAUUCACUUCAGAAAUGGUUACUAAAUUAUUGUUGAGACAUAGAAUUUAAGCAGAAAAAACCGUUGAAAUCAUUUACAUCGAGUGCACGGUGUUCAGUAGCCGAGAUCCCACUGGAAAAACAGUAAACAUAAUACUACACACAUGGAGAAUGCGUACAAAAAUUCAAUUUGUUAGUUGAUGUGAAAAAUACAAAUAAAAAUAAUGAAACCCA
Messenger RNA from Drosophila gunungcola (fruit fly), 2115 nucleotides. RefSeq names its product enolase (gene Eno). Gene Ontology annotation, molecular function: phosphopyruvate hydratase activity; magnesium ion binding. The transcript is spliced from 2 exons. NCBI's taxonomy places the organism in Eukaryota, Metazoa, Arthropoda, Insecta, Diptera, Drosophilidae. Gene Ontology annotation, cellular component: phosphopyruvate hydratase complex. The record is from RefSeq and is a predicted model, not a curated record. The coding region runs from base 41 to 1474 and encodes 477 amino acids. Gene Ontology annotation, biological process: glycolytic process.